AUGGGAGAGGAGCAGUUCUGCCGCGAGCAGUUCUCGGAUAGCCAGAUUCACGCGCUGACGGUGUGCACGCUGGUGGCGUCGCUCCUGUCCGUCAUCGGCUCCUCGUUCAUGCUCGAAAACUUCUUCCUCUACGACAAGGGCCGCAACCCGCUCACCAAGCUCGUGGCCUGGCUCGCGUUCGGCGACUACCUGACGGCCGUGAACAACAUCAUCACCUCCAUCAUGCUCCUACACUACCCGGACCUCUUCGGCUGGGAGGUGUGCAUCGUCAUGCGCGCGUGGUUCCAGAUCGCGGCCGGCAGCACCUGGUGCUACACCUCGGUCAUCGCCUACUUCCUCUAUCGCUUCAUGGUCAGCCGCAACACCACGUGGGUGAGCUGGCCGUUGUGGAUCGCGUUCCACUUUGCCAGCUGGGGCGUGCCUGCGGUGGGCGUCGUGGUCAUGAUCGCCGGCAACUUCAUCGCCGAACACGGGUCUGUGCUACCCCUCGAGCCGUGGCACAUCAUCCUGUGGUUCAUCCCGAUCAUCAUCUCGUUCGCGUGGAUGCUCCUGUGCUACACGGGCAUCUUCUACAAGGUGUGUCGCUCCGGAGCGAACUCAGGUAGACACUCCCUGAACGUUGCUCUCGAUCCCGUGAGGCAACCAAAUGAAGACGCGGAGGCUGUGCUGUUGGUGUCGAAGGACGACGACAAGCGCGUGCAAUUCCGUCACGUCGUGAUUCGAUUCUCGUUCUACAUCCUCGUGUUCUUCGUCUGUUGGUUCUUCGAUGUCAUCACCUACUUCAUCCUUUUCUUCAACGACAACUGCAACGUCUACGCCUUCACCUUCGGCUACACCCUGUUCAGAAACCUGCAGGGUAUGCUGGACUGUCUGGUGUACGGCAUGACGAACUUGAAGAUCCGACAGCGAUUCACCCACUCCAUCCUGUCGGCCAUCGUAUCGACGUGGGAGCUCCUGCUCGCGCCCGUGCUCGUGCUCCCGGCCUUCAUCGCCUACACCAGCAAGCUCCUCCAACCCUACCUCAGUUCCGAUAAGUCGGACAAGAUAUUCGUGUCCAUCAACGAUGAUCUGAUGAAGGAGCACAGGAAGGCGGACAGGAAGAAGUACUUCUACUCCACGCAGCUGCCCGCGCGCUACUACGGUGGCGACGACCAGCCAGCGGAGACGUGGGAGGAGCGGGAGGCGCGGAAGGCGGCGAGGCGACUCCACGACGAGGCGGAGGCUGAGAAGAGGGAGAAGAAGAUGAAGAAGAAGAUGAGAAUGAUGAAGGAGCGAGAGGAGGAGGGUAAGCAAGGCGGUGGAGAGGAGGUGGAGCUUGGAAGAGGAGGAGAGGAAGAAGGACGACGGGACAAGCAGAGGAGAGGACCUGACGGACGACGAUUGAUCCCAGCGUACUACUUCAACGGCGAGCCCUCGCCCAACGAAAGGAAGAAGAAGCAAGAGCAGGCCGAACAGUCGGGCGGCGAGAAGAAGGAAGAUGAUGUGGAGGAUCAGCGAGCAGGCGAAAAGGCGGACGACGAUAGAGGAACAUCCACAAGAGACUGA
Messenger RNA from Acanthamoeba castellanii str. Neff, 1545 nucleotides. RefSeq lists its product as uncharacterized. Lineage: Eukaryota; Discosea; Longamoebia; Acanthamoebidae. The record is from RefSeq and is a predicted model, not a curated record. Gene Ontology annotation, molecular function: G protein-coupled receptor activity. The transcript has 6 exons. Bases 1 to 1545 code for a protein of 514 amino acids. Gene Ontology annotation, cellular component: plasma membrane. Gene Ontology annotation, biological process: adenylate cyclase-activating G protein-coupled receptor signaling pathway.